This is a messenger RNA of Humulus lupulus (European hop), 1353 nucleotides long. RefSeq lists its product as uncharacterized. The transcript has 3 exons. Lineage: Eukaryota; Viridiplantae; Streptophyta; Magnoliopsida; Rosales; Cannabaceae. The coding region runs from base 1 to 1353 and encodes 450 amino acids. The record is from RefSeq and is a predicted model, not a curated record.
AUGAAGAUAGAUCUGAGCAAGGCUUAUGACACAGUUGACUGGCAUUUUGUGGAGGAGUUGCUUAAGCAUCUUUGCUUCCCCUCAAGAUUUAUAGACUGGAUUCUAGCUUGCUUGAAAGGUACCAGCUAUAAUCUUCUAAUGAAUGGUAGAAUUCAGGGCUCUUUUAAAGGGGAAAAAGGCCUUCGGCAAGGGGACCCAAUGUCUCCUCUCUUGUUUGUGCUAAUAAUGGAGUACCUUACCAGAUUAUUGGCUCAUUACUCUGGCAAAAAAGGUAAUGUCAGUUCAGUGAGUAAGAUUCAAGAAGCUUUCAAUUCGUUUUGUGGUUCUACAGGGCUCUCUGUGAACAAAUCUAAAUCUCAAAUAUUCUUUGGAGGGGUUAAGGAAACCAUUAAAGUUCAGAUUCUUGAUAUGGUGCAAAUGGAAGAAGGCUCCUUUUCCAUUGAAAUACUUGGGGCGACCAUUGAUAAAAGCUGUCGGUACUUUCUUUGGGGCUCUAGUGGGAAUAGAAGCAAGCUUCAUCUCCCUUCUUGGGAAAAGGUUUGUCUCCCUAAAAAGCUGGGUGGUAUUGGUUUUCGUGAAGGCAAGAAAUGGAACAUGGCAUUGAUGGAGAAUUUUAUAUGGGCGACAACAACCAAACUAGACUGCCUUUGGGUUAAAUGGAUUAGUUCCAUUUAUCUGAAAGAGCAUUUAAUUUGGAAUGUUCCAAUUAAUCAGGAAAUGAGCUGGUAUUUUAAGAAAUUGUUGAGGUUGAGACAAGUUAUUGAUGAGGGUUCCUUGAGGCAAGCUGUUAAGGGAGGUAAAUUUCGAAUUAAACACUUUUAUACCACUCUUAUUUAUGCUCAAACAGUAGGUUUUGCUGAUACUGUGUGGAACAAACUUAUAGUGCCCAAACAUAGAUUUAUAUACUGGCAGAUUUUCAACAAUCAGUUGCUUACUAGAUAUCAUUUGAGCCGUUUCUUGCCUCUCACCUCUGCUCUUUGCCCUGUUUGUGAUUCUGAAAUAGAAUCUCACAGCCAUCUGUUCAUGGAGUGCAUUUUUUCCAGGAAAGUUUUUGAGGAAAUUAGUAGUUGGCUGGGAUAUUUUCAAUGGCCAAAAUCGUUUGAGGAGCUUCAUCUUUGGUGCUUCGACGUUGUGCGAGAUCUGAAGAACCAGAUUGUUAAUGCUGUGUUAUCUGCUUCUUGGUAUUUUAUUUGGAGCAACAGGAACAGCUGCAUUUUUGACUCUGUUUGUAAUUUGGCCAGUAGCUUAAGUUUGGAAAUCAAGGAAUCAGUUAAGUAUAGAGUCUUGGGCAUGGGUUCUCUUUCUCAUAGAAAAAGGGACAAUUAUUUUCUUGAUGUUGUAGAGGGCUGGUAG